CUCUCUAAACCCACUCUUAAACCCCUGUUUUGUACCCCCCCUAAAAACACACAAACAACAACUAGCUAUAUACCAAACACAAAACAACAAAAUACAAUUUUAAGAAAAAAAUGGAGAAUGUUACAAACAAAAUUACAAACACGUCAAUUUCCUCUCCUCUAUUUUUUAACUCUUCAACUUCUUCACAACCAACUUUGGUUCCUCAAGUUGUCAUGAGUCCUUGUGCUGCUUGCAAAAUUUUGAGAAGAAGAUGUGCUGAAAAAUGUAUGUUGGCACCUUAUUUUCCUCCCACUCAACCUUCCAAAUUUACCACUGCUCAUCGUGUAUUUGGUGCUAGCAACAUCAUUAAGAUCUUACAGGAACUUCCAGAGUCUGAAAGAGCUGAUGCAGUUAACAGCAUGGUUUAUGAAGCCAGUGCAAGAAUUAGAGACCCUGUAUAUGGAUGUGCAGGUACAAUUUGUCACCUCCAAAAGCAAGUCAAUGAGCUUCAAGCACAAUUAGCUAAGUCACAAGCUGAACUUAUUAACAUGCAAUUGCAACAAUCCAAUCUACUAUCUCUUAUUUACAUGGAAAUGAAUGAAACUCCAAAUGAAUCAUCACCACAAGAAUCAGUUGACAAUUUCAUUUCUAGUCCUAACUACAGCAGUGAUUAUCAAAAUAAUCUCAACUUCUUUGAGGAGAACACUAACCCAAAUUUAUUGUGGGAGCCUCUUUGGACAUGAAGAAUAAGAACUAUAUGGAUUUAAUUUAGAUCAUAUAUUAUAUGGCAUUUCAGAAG
Trifolium pratense (red clover) is the source of this 778-nucleotide messenger RNA. RefSeq names its product LOB domain-containing protein 1. The record is from RefSeq and is a predicted model, not a curated record. Lineage: Eukaryota; Viridiplantae; Streptophyta; Magnoliopsida; Fabales; Fabaceae. The transcript is spliced from 2 exons. Bases 111 to 722 code for a protein of 203 amino acids.